AUGCGUGGAUCGUCUGAGUUUGUGGCUUACUUGGUGCUGUUGCUAGUCACGUCUGCCACGAUGGACGUCGGCGAGGACUACGAUUACCCAUACACAAACUUCUUCCCGGAGCUGUCGAAUCAGCUCUCGGGGCUGGACACCACUGACGCGGACCCCGACGAAAUUCAUGAGCUCCGGUGCGCCGACUGCAAGGCCGUACCGAAGUUAGCCACGGUCCGGGACGACGACAGCUUGCUGUUCAGGUCCACGACACUGUCGCCGAUUGUCGCAUGGAUAAACGCGAGCGGGGCGGACCGAAGGUCGGAGAAAACGACGGUCGUUAAGAAACGCGGUGGUGUACCUUGGCCUUACGCUUCAGACUCCAAUCGUAGGCACUUGUAG
Messenger RNA from Melanaphis sacchari, 381 nucleotides. RefSeq lists its product as uncharacterized. Lineage: Eukaryota; Metazoa; Arthropoda; Insecta; Hemiptera; Aphididae. Bases 1 to 381 code for a protein of 126 amino acids. The record is from RefSeq and is a predicted model, not a curated record. The transcript has a single exon.